AAUGCCCCGAUUUCUCCGCCGAGGAAUCGGCGAUUCCUUUCUCUAUCUUCUCCGUCUUCAUCUUCCUUUUUCUCCUCGCUCAUACCCACUUGGCUCGACCUCAGCUCUGUCGGCUCCUCCGCUUCCACCUCCGGGAUCGAUCUCGCGCCUAAAUCCGUCGAUCGCUGACGGUAUCUGGAUGCAUCUCAAGGCUCCCGAUCGCUUCGUGGAGUGAUUAGGGUCUUGGCUGCCUCCUCCUCACAGUGAUAUCUUCAUCGCGCUGGUUUGUUUGCCGUCUGAUAUGUCGGGGCCACUGGAUCGGUUCGCCAGGCCUUGUUUUGAGGGUUUUUCAAGCCAUGAUGAACGAAAGGAACGGAGAUCAGAUAUUGAAAAUUCAGAAGAUGAGAGAAGGACACGAAUUGGAUCCUUGAAGAAAAAAGCUAUAAAUGCAUCUACUAGAUUUAGGCAUUCUUUAAGGAAAAAGAACAGGAGGAAGAGUGAUAGCCGAGUCAUUUCUGUUUCAAUUGAGGAUAUAAGAAAUAUUGAGGAGUUGGAGGCUGUUGAUGCAUUCCGUCAAUCUCUAAUUUUAGAUGAAUUGUUGCCUGCAAAGCAUGAUGAUUAUCAUAUGAUGCUGAGGUUUCUUAAGGCAAGGAAAUUUGAUGUUGAGAAAGCAAAGCAUAUGUGGGCUGAAAUGCUUCAGUGGAGAAAGGAUUAUGGCACUGACACUAUCAUAGAGGACUUUGAGUAUUCUGAGUUAAAUGAAGUUCUACAAUACUAUCCUCAUGGUUAUCAUGGGGUAGACAAGGAGGGAAGACCUGUUUAUAUUGAAAGGCUUGGAAAAGUUGAUCCUAGCAAACUAAUGCAGGUGACAACUAUGGAGCGUUAUUUAAGGUAUCAUGUGAAGGAGUUUGAGAGGAGCUUUUUAAUUAAAUUCCCAGCUUGUUCAAUUGCUGCAAAGAAGCACAUUGAUUCAAGUACAACUAUCCUUGAUGUUCAAGGCGUGAGUUUGAAAAACUUCAGCAAGACUGCCAGAGAACUAAUUCAGCGAUUACAGAAGAUUGACAAUGACAACUACCCUGAGACCUUGCACCGAAUGUUUAUUGUCAAUGCUGGCUCGGGAUUCAGGUUGCUGUGGAACACUGUAAAAUCCUUUCUUGAUCCAAAGACUACUUCCAAAAUUCAUGUUCUUGGAGCAAGGUAUCAGAAUAAGUUGUUAGAAAUAAUUGAACCCAGUGAGUUGCCAGAGUUCCUUGGUGGCUGCUGUACCUGUGCAGAACAAGGAGGCUGCCUAAGAUCUGAAAAAGGUCCAUGGAAGGACCCAAAUAUACUGAAGAUGGUCCUCAAUGGUGAAGCACAAUGUGCCCGGCAGAUUGUCACCGUUUCAAAUGGUGAAAAAAAGAUUAUUGCUUAUGCUAAGCCACAGUACCCAACAAUAAGGGGUAGUGAUACGUCUACUGCUGAGUCUGGAUCAGAAGCUGAAGACAUCACUUCUCCUAGAGCAGUGAGGAAUCAUAUAUCACAUCCUCGCUUGACCCCAGUACAUGAAGAGGCAAAAAUGGUUAAGGCAGCUAGUUUUUCUUCUGGUUUUCCAGAGUAUGAUGAAUAUGUUCCCAUGGUAGACAAGGCUGUGGAUGGCGGAUGGAAGAAAGAGAUCUCUAAUAAAAGGCUAUAUGCAUCCAAAGGACAAUGCUCUAACCCUGAGACACAUAAAUCUCCGCAAGGAGUUCGGGCUCAAAUAAUCCAAUUCCUUGUGACCAUCAUCGUGUACCUCUUUACACUGGUUUGUUCAGUCAGCAGUUGUGUGUCAAAGAGGCUACACAAUGAAGUCUCUGAAAGAGAUCAACAUGAUCCUAUGUUUUAUGUGGACCCCAUGGUCAAGGAGGAAUAUAGUCAUCCUUCACCUGCUCCUGCAUUUACCGAGGCUGACCUUCUUUCACGCCUUCUAGUAAGGUUGGGAGAGCUGGAAGAAAAGGUGAACAUACUUCAAGCAAAACCAUCUGAAAUGCCUUCAGAGAAAGAUGAAUUGCUCAAUGCAGCUGUUUGCCGUGUGGAUGCAUUGGAGGCUGAGCUUAUUGCUACCAAAAAGGCUUUGCAUGAAGCUCUUAUGAGGCAGGAUGAACUUCUUGCAUAUAUCGACCGUCAAGAGGAGGCUAAGAUGCGGAAAAAGAAAUUUUGCUUUUGAACCAAGAGGGCACAUAGAUGGCUUUCACAACAUCAAAUUCGUUGCUUUUGCUGCUCAAUGAAGCAUGAUUUCGGUGCCAAUCGAUGGAAACGCACCGGCUGCUGACAAAGACAGUGAAAUAACUUAUUUGACAACGAAGAUGAUGGACAGUCGAGAAGUAAAUAAUACCUUUGACCUUUCUAUGUAAGCUUUCUAGGUAUGGUUAUUGGCUAUCAUAUAUCUCUUUCCACAACGAACUUGUUCUUUCUGCUGCUCCUAAGAUGAAACAUGAUCUUGAUGUGAAUUGACGAAUGAAUAUGGACAGUCUGAGAAGCAAAUAAAUAAUGCCCUUGAGAUAUUUUUAUA
This is a messenger RNA of Musa acuminata AAA Group (dessert banana), 2506 nucleotides long. RefSeq names its product phosphatidylinositol/phosphatidylcholine transfer protein SFH6. NCBI's taxonomy places the organism in Eukaryota, Viridiplantae, Streptophyta, Magnoliopsida, Zingiberales, Musaceae. The record is from RefSeq and is a predicted model, not a curated record. Bases 281 to 2161 code for a protein of 626 amino acids. The transcript has 15 exons.